Messenger RNA from Drosophila takahashii, 1107 nucleotides. RefSeq names its product trypsin-1. NCBI's taxonomy places the organism in Eukaryota, Metazoa, Arthropoda, Insecta, Diptera, Drosophilidae. Gene Ontology annotation, biological process: proteolysis. The record is from RefSeq and is a predicted model, not a curated record. Gene Ontology annotation, molecular function: serine-type endopeptidase activity.
UCUACGAUGGGCAGAAUGAUCGGAUCGGUACAAUUUUUGGCACUAGCCCUUCUUCUCACUUCCUUGCCGGCGGCACUGAGAGGCGCCGUUCCACGAACGAAAACCUUGGAUUCAGAGGCCAUUCGGCCGAGAUUCAGCGUGGACCCCGGGAGGAUUAUCAAUGGAACGGAGGCCACGCUGGGCGCCACUAGGCACCAGGUGGGAAUUCGCAAGGCCCUCAACGAUGGCUACUUCUUUGGAACCGGACACCUCUGCGGAGGAUCCCUCAUCCGCCCAGGAUGGGUCCUCACCGCCGCCCAUUGCUUUGUGGAUCAGGUUAUCUAUGACGGCACCUUUGUGCCCAAGGAGGAGUUCAUCGUGGUGAUGGGCAAUCUGGAUCGCUACGAUCGAACCAACACGCUGACCUUUACGAUCGAGGAGCGGAUAAUGCAGCUGGAGAAGUUCGUCCUGUCCACCUACGACAAGGAUAUCGCCUUGCUGAAGUUGAAUGGCACCGUGCCCGCGAAUCAUCCGACCAUUCGUCCCAUUGCCCUCAAUCGGUUUCCCGUCUCCGAGGGCGUCGUCUGCCAGGUGACGGGAUGGGGCAACACGGAGGCUGGUUACGUCUCCGACAUCCUGAUGACCGUCGAUGUGCCGAUGAUCAGCGAGGAGCACUGCAUCGAUGACUCCGAUCUGGGCCAUCUCAUCCUGCCGGGAAUGGUGUGCGCCGGUUACAUUGAGGUGGGCGAGAAGGACGCCUGCAGCGGCGACUCCGGUGGACCGUUGGUGUGCCAAAGUCAGCUGGCCGGCGUCGUUUCCUGGGGCAUCCAAUGUGCCCUGCCCAGAUUACCGGGUGUCUACACGGAGGUGUCCUACUACUACGACUGGAUUCUGGAGAAUAUGGGCGAGGAUCCGAAUAGUGAUGGCAGUGGCGACGGAAGUGGUGACGAUGGCAGUGGUGAUGGAAGUGGAAAUGGCAGUGGUGAUGGCAGUGGUGACGGAAGUGGCGAUGGCGAUAAGGAUGAUGAUAACAAUGGAGGUGGUGGUGCCGCCACCGCCUUGGCUGGAACUCUGACCCUUCUACUUCCCGGAUUCCUCGUCCUGCGGCUAAUGACUAAUCAGUUCUGA